AUGGUAUCCUCACUACUAUUUCCAGUCUGUGCUCAAAUUUUAUUAGAUCAAAAUAAUAUACAAUCUAAAUAUAUAUCUUUGCAAGGUUUAUCUGGGCGUGUUAUACCAGCUGGAAUAUUUUCAACCAAAGUUUUAGCUCUAGAAUAUUUAUAUGAACUUCUUUGUCCAAUACCAAAUUUACCACCACGACUAUCUACUAUUCAGGCAAUUGAUGUAGUACGUAUCACUUAUGAUAAAAAAUAUUUGAUCACUCAAACUGAAUUAGUAUUUCAUAUAUCUGGUAAUAAACGAUUAACUUUACUUGCAAGUAUGGCUUUGAUAAAAAUUAUAAACUAUGUGGUCAUAUGUAAUGUUACACAAACAUUCUGUAGUGGAACAUUACAACAAUAUUCAAGUGUCGAUGAUUGUAAACAAUAUGUAAUGACACAGAUACCUUUUGGUUCACUUGAUAGAGGAGACCAGGGAAAUGUUGCUUGCCGCACUAUACAUGCAAUUUUUGUUCCUCUAUUACCAUCUGUACAUUGUCCACAUGUUGGUCCAACUGGAGGAGGAGCAUGUGCCAAUAAAACGAUUGAUUUUUAUUAUAAUCAACCAAAUUUUCUUGGGUUGUGCUUGUAAACAAAAACAUGAAAAAAAAACAUUUUCUUUUCUUAACUUAAUAUUUAAAUAAUAAAUUGAUAUAAUUUAUAAAUAAUUGCGCGAAAACAGAGACAAGGAGCCAUGAGAAAGAUCUACGCCUCCAAAUCGAUAUUAAUUCUCUGCUAUGAUAAAAAGAAUGAACUAAAAGUUUCAUUAUCUUCCUACAAUAUAGCACCAACUGUACUACCAAACUAUAUGAUUGAAUUUCUACCUUGUUUUAGUAUAUUUUUGUAAGACAAUAGUUUUCUACUGAUGGUCCGUUCAUAUGACUUAACAUCUGAGCUCCAGUGGAUGCGAUUUACAUUUUUAGUCUCGAAAAAUAAAAUUUAGCCAAGGUAUAAUUCAGUGCCUGUUCUGGCAUAACAAACAAGACAAGUGAUUAGAUUCAUGCUGAAGAUUUCAAGUGAAUGCAUGAAAAAUCAUUGCACAAUCAAAGGAGACUAAUUUGAUCCGUGUCUCAUAGUUCAACUUAAUAAUUAUUGUUUCGUGUUUCUUUAUUAAUUUAGUACUCAAAGAUUUGUUAACAUAUCUCUUGAAAACUUGUAGGAACAACAGAAUCUUGAGGUGAGAAGGUGAAGAUAAUAUUCAUAUCAAUAUUUAAUAUAUUUAUUUUUCAAUUAAUUAGGAUUGUGACAAAAUGCGUGUGGAGAAACAAUUAUGUAAAAAGCAAAUGUUCACAGAAACAAAUAUCAUACAUUAAUUUCAAAGAGACUGAUAAUAAAAUGCCAUUAUUCAAGUUUCAAUACGACUUAUUUUUCAUCAUAAUAUAAUCAAUGGCGAUAUCAUGAUACAAACAAUUGGAAUUUUCAGUCGACUUGGAAAAAGACAAAUAAAAAAAAAAGCUUGCAGUGAUGUCUGAUUAUUUGUUUAAAAUUUUUCUUUUCCAUUAUUCUAUUACAUUGUAUUUAUGUAAAUUAAGAAGAUUCAGAAUGAGAAUGCAAUUACGAAAUAAACCAAGUAACAAUGUGCAAAUAAUGAAGAACGAAAAUAACUAUACGAUUAAUAUGAAAAAAGAUUUUAAUUCGAUUAAUGUUUGUUUUGUUUGAUACUUUUUUUAAUGAUUCAUCUUUUUCGUGAGAGUUUAGGAGAACUUGUUGAGAUAAAAUAGUUUCUAAAAAUGAACGUAAAAGCUGCUUUUUGAACGAAAUGAGACCCAAGCAGACAGAUAAAUCGAUUUUGAACGAAGAUACUGAAUUUCAGUCGAUUUUUAUGCGUUUUUUCGGCUUGUUUAAAAAACGCACAAAAAGUCCUGUUUUAGCAGACUUCGUUAUAGUUUUCCAUUUUUUUCCUUUUUUCUUUUGGGCGCUUUUCUGUCGAAUUUUAGUACAUUUUUGCAGAAAAGUAGUUAAAAGUUAUUAUCAUAAGAAAACGCUCAUUUUUUACCUAAAAGAAUUGAAAUUUUUAGUGCUUACGGACUAAAAGUUUAUUACUCAAUUUUUCUUUAUCACUAAUUAGAUUUAAUUUUUCUUUAAAAUUUUACUGGAAUGAACUGUUUAUUUUAACAAGAGAUAUGGCAUUCUCCCUUUUAUCCUUUUUGUAAUUCAUUCUAAUACAAAGACUUCAUUUCAAUUUAAUUGAUGCCAUUUGUUGCAUAUAUUGUUUGCGACCAACAUUUUAAUAAAGAGUGACUAGAAAAAUACGAUUCUGAAUCCCAGUAGAUGAAAUCCAUAGUGAUUAUUAUCCUGAAACAUAAAACUUUGCUAUAGAUAAACGCCACAUGACUGGUUUACGUCAACAUACAGAUGGAAACAUUCAUCAUAGAAAACAUUGUAGUAUAAUUACAAUGAUGUACUUUCAGGUUCAUUCGAUUGAAACAUAUAGAAAAGAUAUACACUCGUUAGGGGUAAUUCGGAUCAAAAAUUAGAAAAUCGAUUUUGUUUUUAUUCGCUCUCAAUCAUUGUACGUCGUAACAAGGUGAUUUUUGCAGUGCUACUAGAACAAACUGUCCUCUUUCUAAUGCUGAAAGAAUUUUUUAAAAACCUUUUACCAGAAAAAAGUUAUAGUUAAAAUGGCAAAAGACUACAAGUGCUGAUCCGAAUUACCCCAUUUGGGGUAAUUCGGAUCAGUCAGUCAAUCUACUUGGGGUAAUUCGGAUCACUCCAGCAAAAAUGUAUAGAACAAAUUUUCCCAUCUCAUAACUCAUUUUUUAUCCAUUAUUAUAUGGAAAACA
Molecule: messenger RNA, 2809 nt
Organism: Rotaria sp. Silwood2
Lineage: Eukaryota; Metazoa; Rotifera; Eurotatoria; Philodinida; Philodinidae
Source: the annotation of a GenBank genome assembly